Molecule: messenger RNA, 1734 nt
Organism: Drosophila busckii
Lineage: Eukaryota; Metazoa; Arthropoda; Insecta; Diptera; Drosophilidae
Gene: ppk24
Product: sodium channel protein Nach
Exons: 9
Coding region: 1-1734 (577 amino acids)
Biological process (GO): sodium ion transmembrane transport
Cellular component (GO): membrane
Molecular function (GO): ligand-gated sodium channel activity
Source: RefSeq, a predicted model, not a curated record
AUGGCGCAGGCAGAGAUUGAACCACGCUUGGCAGUGGGACGCGCUGCCUGGUGGCUGCCCAGGCCCAACCUCACGUUGGCACCUGCUACACUCAUGGUGGAGGAUGCGCCACUGCAAAAAUUGUCAUUUGCCAGCGCAUUAAAGGAUUUGCUGCGGAACCUGUCAUUUCAUUGUUAUGGCAAAUUAGUCGAGCACGGCAGUCGAAUUCAGGAGCGAUUUUUCUGGUUGAUUUUCCAUAUAACAGCGCUUAGUGUGCUAAUUGCGUUUCUUUGGAGCGUCUACAGACACGAAACGGAUGCUUUAGUGACCAGCAUAUACAAUCCCCUGUACCCAGUGGCCCGCGUGCGCUUUCCUGUCAUAUCCGUGUGUAGUAUGAAUCGCAUAUCCCAGCAAGCGAUUUGGAGCUACGCGCAGGAGCUCAGCAGCAAGGACGUGGAGCAUCGCAAUGUUAGUUACUUUUAUGACGAGCUACAUGCAUUCAACAUGUAUUAUGAUGCCUACGCUUCGGGCGAUUAUCGUCGCAUCCUGCGUUUUCAGGUUCUGCUAGAUUUGUACGAUACGCAGCCGGAUGAUCUGUUCUUUAAUACGAAGCGACGCAUGCGGAGCUUAACGCCCAAGUGCAGCGAUAUUUUCGUAUCCUGCCGCUUGGCAGGACAAAGCUUUGAUUGCCUGCAAAAAGUUGCGAUUACCUUAACUAGUUAUGGCUAUUGUUGCACCAUGGAUUUAACAGAGAGUCACGUUGAGCAGCGCAGUCAUAAGCAGCGUUACUUUGGCGCCGAUAUGGGUCUGAUGUUAACACUCCGCAGUAAUCGCAGUGAUCAUUUCAAGAAAUUAAUGCAGUCUUACGAUUUUAUUUAUAUAAAGGAACAAGGCAACUAUCCGCAAUCCCAAUCGGGUGGAGUGACAGCGCGCUAUGUGCAGGCUGGACAAAACACAAAUUUGCCCGUGCGCGCCAAGAUCUUUGAGACCGUAGAGGAGGCACGACAAAUGAGUCCCAAAGCGAGGAAUUGUCUCUUCAAGAACGAAAUGCCGCACGUUUUUGGCAACAACUACUCCUUCAGCAAUUGCAUUUCCGCCUGUCGGGCGCGCAGCAUUUACAGUUUGUGCGAGUGCCUGCCCUUCAAUCUGCCGUCGAAGUUUGUGGGCGGCUCUGCGGGACGUGUCUUUUGCAGCUUGCGUCAUAUGGAGUGCCUCAAGCGCUACACGUUCAAAUGGCUGAAUGUCAUUACCAGUCGUGCCGCCGUCGUGGGCCUGGAGCAUGAAAUGGAGGAUGCGCUCUACUGUCCCGACUGCAUGGCUUCCUGCUCAGAGACACGCUACAGGGUGCGUGGUGCCAUGACGCUGGCCAACAGUCAGCCAACCCAAAUAGAGAUCUCUACUAUUAAACAUUGCAGCAGCAUUGACAACAAUAGCUACGACACUGCUGAACUGGCUGUGGUGCGCGUCUACUUUGCCCAAACGCAUAUACCCUACUAUCGGCAGAUUAUUAAAAACGCCUGGUACGAGCAUUUCAGUAGAAUUGGCAACAUCUGUGGCAUCAUAGCGGGCUUCUCAUUGAUUGGAAUCUGCGAGCUGUUAUUUUUCCUAGCCAAACAAUUAUGGCACAUAUGCAAAAAGGAGCUGAGGGAGGCGCAGCAGGAACUUGCGCGUGCCCAGACUAAUGGCCCAGCAAAGGCAACACACCAGCAUCAGCAGCAGCAGCAUCAGCCCAUGGAGCUGCUCAUACUGCCGUAA